Messenger RNA from Tarenaya hassleriana, 1003 nucleotides. Its product is annotated as probable peroxygenase 3. The coding region runs from base 64 to 777 and encodes 237 amino acids. The transcript has 6 exons. Gene Ontology annotation, molecular function: calcium ion binding; monooxygenase activity. The record is from RefSeq and is a predicted model, not a curated record. NCBI's taxonomy places the organism in Eukaryota, Viridiplantae, Streptophyta, Magnoliopsida, Brassicales, Cleomaceae.
CACAUUGCUCCUCCCUUUAGUAAAGAAGAGUACCAUAAGAGAGAGAGAGAGAAAGAGAGAGAGAUGGCAGGAGAAGGCGAGGCGAUGGCUACGACGGCUCCGUUAGCGCCGGUGACGUAUGAGAGAAAAGUCCGAGACGAUUUGGACGAAACUUUACCCAAACCAUAUUUGGCGAGAGGAUUGGUGGCAGCGGAUACGGACAAUCCGGAGGGAGCAAAAGAACACGAGAACAAAGGCAUGAGCGUGCUUCAGCAACACGUCGCCUUUUUCGACCAAGACGGCGACGGAAUCGUCUAUCCUUGGGAAACUUUUUCGGGAUUUCGCCAACUUGGGUUCAAUGUGGUAAUCAGUGUUUUGGCGGCCAUUUUUAUCAACCUCACCUUGAGCUAUCCUACGUCACCGGGUUGGUUGCCUUCUCUUAUGCUCCCAAUUUACAUCUCCAACAUACAUAAGGCCAAACACGGAAGUGAUUCCGGCUCCUAUGACACCGAAGGAAGGUUUAUGGCGAUGAACCACGAGAACAUGUUUAGCAAAUAUUCACGUGUCAUUCCCGAUAAAUUGACAUUCAAAGAGGUUUGGAACUUAACCGAAGGGAACCGAGUCGCAUACGACAUAUUUGGCUGGGUGGCGGCAAAGGGAGAAUGGAUAUUUCUCUAUCUUCUUGCAAAGGACGAGGAAGGGUUCCUGUCCAAAGAAGCCGUGAGAGGUGUCUUCGACGGGAGUUUGUUCGAGUUUUGUGCCAAGAGAAACAAAGCCAAGAACGAGAAGAGGGACUAAGAAUAUUUAUAAUUAUAUGAAAUAAAACUGAAUAAAUUUGAAUUUUCGUGUAAUGUGUUGGUCCGACAGUGUAUCGCUUUCGUUCGUUUUCUUUGGUCUUGUCAUAUGGAUCUUUGUGAGUUGUGGUUGGUUGUGUACAUGUUAUUAAGAAAUUAUUGUUUGUAAGGUAUUCUGUCCUUGUUUUACUGUUUGAUCCCAACGUGUUCGCAAGACCGGUUUUGUGAUA